UAUACAUAUAGUUACCAAUUCGCAUGCGACUGCGGCUUGAGGCUUUUCUUUUAACGCGUUUUGCCACGUAAAUUGAUUUAAAGUAGUGCAACAUGAUUAUCUACACAAAUGAGGGUAAUCCACUUGGCCUGCAGCUGCUCAUGCUGGCGAAAUUCGCCAAACGCACGGCCCAAGUACAAUUGGUUAACCUAAAUGAUGCAAAGUAUAAGGAUUUGCUAGUGCUGCCCACGAUGGAGCUGGACAACGGUUUGCGAUUGUUCUCAGGUGCAGCCAUUGCUAAAUAUUUUCUGGGCGAUGAGAGUCAGCAGAGAGACGAGUGGUUGGAGUGGUCGACAACGCUGCUGGCGCCAGCGUUGGCCCAUCACAUGGCUGUCGGACAUCGCGCCGAUCCCAAUGCUCUGCCCGUGCUUAAUAAUCUUGUAAAGAAACUCGACGACCACUUGAAGAACUCGUCGUAUUUGGCUGGCGACAAAGUGACUGCAGCAGAUAUUGCAGUGUGGUCCCUGUUGGCGCCAGAUGGUACACUGAAAGGUGCGCAAAAUGUGGACAACCUGCGCAGCUGGUAUGGCAAAAUCAAGGCGCUGUCGGAGGUGCAGCAGGUGCUGGGCGAGCAGUCGCUAAAGGAUCUCAGCUUCAAUGCUCUGCAGCAGGCCAAUCGUUAUGGUGGACUGCAUCAUGUGCCGCUCAAGCGUUCAAUCUCAACGGAUGCCGGCAAAUUGCUGGCUGAAACCGCCUCCACUGUCGCUGACACCAUUACGGAUGAGGAAAUCAGUGCGGCACGCGCCGCUUUCAUUUACAACAAACCUCAGGAGUUUGCCGAGCCGCGCACCGUACUGCCGAAAGCUGGGGAGCGCAAUGUGCUGAUCACAUCGGCAUUGCCGUAUGUCAAUAAUGUGCCACAUCUAGGCAACAUUAUAGGCUGCGUCCUCUCGGCGGACAUCUUUGCGCGCUACUCGCGCGCUGCUGGCUACAAUACGCUGCUCAUCUGUGGCACUGAUGAAUAUGGCACAGCGACAGAGAACAAGGCGCUUGCCGAGAACAUGACGCCACGCGAAAUCUGCGAUAAGUACUUCGAGCUGCACAAUUCCAUUUACCGCUGGUUCGGCAUUGGUUUCGAUUACUUUGGACGAACCACCACCCAGGAACAAACCGACAUUGUGCAAGAGGCUUUUAAGGAUGUGUACAACGCUGGCUAUAUACUCACCGAAAGCGUGGAGCAGCUGCUAUGCCAGAAAUGCGAUCGUUUUCUAGCUGAUCGCUUUGUGGAGGGCACCUGUCCGCAUCCUGGCUGCGGCUAUGAAGAUGCACGUGGCGAUCAGUGCGACAAGUGCGGCAAGCUGGUAAAUGCCACCGAACUGGUGCGACCACGCUGUAAGGUGUGCAACACUGCCCCUGUUUUGCGCUCGUCGGAACAAUUAUUCUUGGAUCUGCCCAAGGCAGAGCCACAGCUGCGCGAAUGGGUGGACCGCGUGGAGAACGGUUGGACACACAAUGCACGGGUCAUAACACGCGCCUGGUUGCGCGAGGGCCUCAAGCCGCGCUGCAUUACACGCGAUCUGAAAUGGGGCAUACCUGUGCCGCACAAGAAUUUCGAAAAGAAGGUCUUCUAUGUGUGGUUCGAUGCACCAUUUGGUUAUGUGUCCAUGACGAAACGCUACACCAAAGACUACGAGCAGUGGUGGCGACCUGACGCCAACACAGAUGUGCAGCUGUUCCAGUUCAUGGCAAAGGACAAUGUACCUUUUCAUUCGGUGGUGUGGCCCAGUGUACUCUUAGCCGUCAACAAGGGCAACACGCUAGUCAGCCAUAUUAUGGCCACGGAGUAUUUGAACUAUGAGGAUGGCAAAUUUAGCAAGAGUCGCGGCAUCGGCGUCUUUGGCAACGAUGCCCAAGAGACGGGCAUUCCCGCUGAUGUUUGGCGCUUCUAUUUGGCGUCAGCACGGCCUGAAGGCCAGGACUCUAGCUUUAGCUGGAACGAUCUGGCUGCACGCAACAAUUCCGAGCUGCUCAACAAUUUAGGCAACUUUGUGAAUCGUGCUUUAGUCUUCUGCGAAAAGAAUUUCAGCAGCACAGUGCCGCACGUUGUGCUCGCCCAGGAUGAGGUGGUGCUACUGGCGCUUAUCAAUCGCGAACUGCGUGGCUACAUCAAUUCCAUGGAGAAGGCCAAGCUGCGCGAUGGCAUACGGCAUCUGUUGGCCAUUUCACGACAUGGCAAUGGCUACAUGCAAACUCAACAGCCUUGGGUCCUGCUCAAAGGCAACGCGGACCAGAAGACGCACGCUGCCACCAUUAUUGGCCUGUGCAUCAAUAUUGCCUGCCUGCUGGCCAAUCUCCUCUUCCCUUAUAUGCCGAGCACGGCGCGCCAAUUGUUCGCCCAGCUGAAUGCCAAACAAACGCCACUCAAAGCCGACAAACCAUUGACCACAUUGCUGCUGCCAGCGGGACACAAGAUUGGCAAGCCAUCGCCGCUGUUUAGCAAACUGGAGCAGCAAUUUAUCAACGAACUCAAGGCCAAAUACGGUGGAGUACAGGAUACCCAGACAGCGACGUCUCAGCAAUCGAAUGUAGCCGACUUGGAGGCAGCGGUGCAGGCGCAGGCUGAUCAGGUGCGACAGCUGAAGGCGAGCACAAAAGACAAGACCGUCUGGCAGCCGGAGGUGAGCAAGCUGCUCGAGCUCAAGAAACAAUUGGAAGCGGCACAAAAAACAGCGACAACAGCUACGCCAGCAGCAGCUGUAGCAGCAGCAAUCCCACAAAAGAGCACACAAUCAUCAUCCGUUCAAGAUCUGGAAAAAAUGGUUCAGGCGCAGGGCGAGAAGGUGCGUCAGCUAAAGUCCAGCACCAAAGACAAGGCUGUCUGGCAGCCCGAAGUAAACGUGCUGCUUGAUCUGAAAAAGCAACUCGAGGCAGCAAAAGCGGAGCCUCCAGCACCAAGAGCAGCAGCAACUUCCACACAAGCAGCUCCCGAUGCGGCCACCCAAGUCAAAGAUCUGGAAGAUAAGAUCACGAAGCAGGGCGAGAAGGUGCGCACCCUCAAAGCCAGUGGAGAUGCUACCAUUUGGAAGCCAGAGGUUGACAUACUCUUGAAUCUGAAAAAGGAGCUGUCGUCGCUGACAGGUGCACCAGUAGCUGGAGCUCAGGGCAAGAAUAAGAAGAAAAAGUAAUGCUCAGUCAUAUAUUAUAUACCUUAUUUCAAGGUCAUCAACUUUUCAUAGACAGUUUCUAUUCAAUUUUUGUUAAGUUAUGCGUUGAAUUUGCAUUUAAAAUGGUUUUAUUUAUUUACAAGUAUUACCCUGACUUAUUUUAGUAAUUUAUUCAGCUUGUGCAAAAAAAGAAAAAUAAAUAUAUUGACUUUGAUAUAA
Drosophila grimshawi is the source of this 3362-nucleotide messenger RNA. RefSeq names its product methionine--tRNA ligase, cytoplasmic (gene MetRS). Gene Ontology annotation, cellular component: cytosol; aminoacyl-tRNA synthetase multienzyme complex. Lineage: Eukaryota; Metazoa; Arthropoda; Insecta; Diptera; Drosophilidae. The record is from RefSeq and is a predicted model, not a curated record. Bases 93 to 3164 code for a protein of 1023 amino acids. The transcript has 6 exons. Gene Ontology annotation, biological process: methionyl-tRNA aminoacylation. Gene Ontology annotation, molecular function: ATP binding; methionine-tRNA ligase activity.